Molecule: messenger RNA, 152 nt
Organism: Pelobates cultripes (western spadefoot toad)
Lineage: Eukaryota; Metazoa; Chordata; Amphibia; Anura; Pelobatidae
Source: the annotation of a GenBank genome assembly
AUGGCCGACGGACAGGCCGCAGCACCACGGACCUCCGAGGCACAGGGCCCCUCCCUGGCAGACAUAAGAGCGGACAUUAUGGCCCUCACUGAAGCUAUGGUCACCAAGUCAGACCUCCAGGCUCUGUCUGCCAACCUGCACGAGGCAAUCAG